UUUAGUUAUUUGUCCAAAAACUCAGUAGUGAUGGCAUCAAAAGUAUCGAUCUACCAAUUUCCAGGUUCUUUUGGCCCCAAAGUUUCAUGGAGCAAAAGUGACACUGCUAUUGGAUUUUCCAAGAGUAUAAAAUCGAAGCAGUUUUUUGCUAAAACACCUGAUUUUAAGCUUGGUUUUUCUCCAAAGCAAGAAGUUGAAGUUUUGUCUACAAAAAUAAUGGCUCCAGAGUUACAAGUUGGAUUGCUGAAUGCAUGGAAUGAUGAUUACAAUGGGGUCGUUAUUGAACCCACAAGCUUACCCUCUUCUGCAAAUGCUUUUGCUUCAGUGCUUAAGGCCUCUUUGUCCACCUGGAAGUACAAGGAAGGUUUUGUCUACCACCAUGCUGAACCUGCAUAUGUUAUGCUCACCUACUGGAUUCCUGAUGAGCCUUGCGUUCUCCCUUUGGGCCCGUCCCAUCAGAUCGGCAUUGCAGGAUUCGUGAUCAACGAUAACAAAGAGAUUCUUGUAGUGAAAGAAAAAUGCUCCUGUAGUUGCUAUGGGGUGUGGAAGUUGCCAACUGGAUACAUCAACAAGUCUGAAGAAUUGUUCUCAGGAGCUGUAAGAGAAGUGAAAGAGGAAAUUGGUAUAGACACAACAUUCCUGGAGCUGGUUGCUUUCAGACAUGUACACCAAGUGGCUUUUGAGAAAUCAGACUUGCUGUUCGUCUGCAUGCUUAAGCCAUUAUCCUUCAUUAUCAAGAUUGACGAAAAUGAAAUACAGGAUGCCAAGUGGAUAACUCUCGAUAAACUCAUAAGUCAGCAAUUUUAUGAAGAAGAUCAGAUGUUGAAGAGGGUCAUUGAGGUUUGUAUGGCAACGUAUGAAAAUCGUUACAGUGGAUUCAUUUCGCAUCAGUUGACGUAGAAAUUUGAUGGAAAGCUAUCUUACUUGUACCACAACAAUGUGAACCCUAUUUAGGGCAACGGCAUUAUGAACUUCAGAAAUCAAAAUUUAUAUGACACAUUUACUUGGCAAUAAUAUGUACUUGUGUUAAGCAUUCUGAAAAAUGUACAAUUUAGUGACAUAUGUUUGAAAAAACAAUCGUACUACAUGUACAUAAUGAUUUACAUAUAUAUGAUAUCGCGAAAUAUAAUUUUAUAGCAGAAUUUCUUUAACCACAGAAAAAUUCUCUAUUCUCUUUUAGAUACAUCAUCUAUACGUAAAUCAUUAUGUCACUCCAUUAUUUA
Molecule: messenger RNA, 1223 nt
Organism: Olea europaea var. sylvestris
Lineage: Eukaryota; Viridiplantae; Streptophyta; Magnoliopsida; Lamiales; Oleaceae
Product: nudix hydrolase 8-like
Exons: 8
Coding region: 31-900 (289 amino acids)
Molecular function (GO): NADH pyrophosphatase activity; ADP-ribose diphosphatase activity; NAD binding
Source: RefSeq, a predicted model, not a curated record